Cydia amplana is the source of this 3164-nucleotide messenger RNA. RefSeq lists its product as uncharacterized. The record is from RefSeq and is a predicted model, not a curated record. Bases 304 to 3108 code for a protein of 934 amino acids. The transcript is spliced from 22 exons. Gene Ontology annotation, cellular component: cytoplasm. Gene Ontology annotation, molecular function: protein binding; DNA-binding transcription factor activity, RNA polymerase II-specific; RNA polymerase II cis-regulatory region sequence-specific DNA binding. NCBI's taxonomy places the organism in Eukaryota, Metazoa, Arthropoda, Insecta, Lepidoptera, Tortricidae. Gene Ontology annotation, biological process: regulation of DNA-templated transcription.
UUUCUGCAAUUGCGUGCAUAGCGUUAUUUUUAUUUUAUUUCGUUUGUUAUUUUGAUCAGAAGCGGUAGUACCUUGCUCAAGGGAAACAUAUUAAAUUGUGAAUAAUGAUUCAACGUUUUAAUUAAUAAGUGCAUCAUGAGCGAACAAUUAUUAAACCACGUUCAAAUGAUUUUCUUAUUCUAAAGAUUUCAUUCGGAUUUUCCGUGUUCUAUUUCGCUCUGGCUAGUGUUUGUACUGUAUGUAAGAGUGAGAAGUGGACAAUCAAAUUAUAAUUGCAACGUUUACUUAAGUUCUAAAAUCAAAAUGUCAACAAGUGAGCAUGAUACUAUGAGUGAAGCGGCGUCUUCGCCGCUGUCGUACAUGGGGUCCCCGCAUCGGUCGCCGUGCCAGCAGGUGCCGCAGUUAGCUAAUGUCUUCACAGAACUUUCGUGUGCCGAAAUCAAUGGCUUAAACGGGAUGAAAGACAGGCCGUUCCUGCGCAUCGUGGAGCAGCCGCAGGACCACUUCCGGUUCCGGUACAGGAGUGAGAUGGUCGGCACACACGGCUGUCUGCUCGGCAAAACUAGCACCACCAGUAAAGUCAAGACGCACCCUAUGGUCGAGUUGGUGAAUUGGAACAAGCGAGCACUGAUCCGCUGCAGACUCGCGCAGCACCUCAAGCCGGACGAGCAUCCGCACCAGCUGCUCGAGGACGAGCAGGAAGACAGAGACGUCAACGCGGAGGUGCCGGAGCGCGGCAGCUACCGGGUCGGUUUUGCUGGCAUGGGCAUCAUACACACGGCUAAGAAAGAUGUGCCUACUCUGCUGUUCAAGAAAUAUAAGGAGAGACAAGGAAAACUUAUCGACAACAGAGAACUCAUGAGCUACUGCGAGACGGAGGCGCGAGGUAUCAAUCUGAACAUCGUGAGGCUGAGGUUUAGCGCGCACGAUAUCGACACAGACCGGGAGAUCUGCGCUGUAUUCUCCGAGCCUAUACAUAACAUGAAAAGCGCAGCAACCAACGACCUAAGGAUAUGCCGUAUAAGCAAAUUCCAUGGCCGUCCCAAAGGCGGCGAGGACGUUUAUAUUCUAGUGGAGAAAGUCAAUAAGAAAAACAUCGAGAUCCGCUUCGUGGAGCGGAACGAAAAUAAUGAAGAGGUUUGGUCGGCCAAAGCGCACUUUCUGCAGAGCGACGUUCACCACCAAUACGCUAUCGUGUUCAGGACACCAGCAUACCAGGACCAGCAGAUAACCUCCGACGUGAAAGUGUCCGUGGAGCUAGUGAGGCCAUCUGACGGGCGCUGCAGCGACCCUAAGGAGUUCACGUAUCGGGCAGACCCGCUCUCCAAUAAAACCAAAAAGAGGAAGACCAACACGCAGUCGCCUUAUGAUUCCUUUAGCAGCACUGGCUCUUUAGGGUCAAUAAAAAGUGUUGGUUUACCGGCCACCGUUAUGGAGUUAAAUCAACAACCACAAAAAUCAACUCCAGAAAACGAUUUUAUGAUGAACCUAAUGAUGCCUAAUGCCGUUCCCGUAAUGAUGGACACCCAAACCAGCGCCGACUUGGGCGACGCCCUAAUGGGGAUGGCGUGUGACCAAGAACAGAGCCAGAAUCCUUUGCAACUGCACUGCACCGUCAGCCCUAUGAUGCCGCAGGCAGACCCGCCUACGAUUAGCUUGAAUUCUACGGAGUUUGCAAACCUUCUGCGAGCUGAUUUAGAGCCAGAUCAGAGGGAUGAUUUUACCGCAUUUUGCCAGCAGUACAUGACUCCAUCAAUGACAGAGUUCAUGCAAGACCGCUUGGAAGCGGAUUCAGGACGCGGGAAGCCUAUACUUCAACGCAAAACGCAAGUACAGCAACAGGGCGGCCGUCCGCAAAUGAAGACCCACAAUACAACGGACAAGUCGAGCGAAUACACAGCCGUCUACACGCCCGAACACGGAUUGGAGGUUAAAAAAUUAGUAAAAGAGAUCUGCGAUCUCAUUCGGAACAAGUCUGCUUUCAAGAAGCCAGUGGUAAAAGAAAAACUUGAGAGACUUUUUGCGAUGCGCCUUUCCAACGGAGACGCAUUCCUGCACAUGAGCUUGUGCAAUAAUAGAGGUAGUUUCGAAUACAUAGUGAAAUUACUGCACUCUAUGAAAAUGCACCAUCUCAUAAACCUCGCCAAUGACCUCGAGCAGACGAUUCUACACUUGGCCAUCAUCAACGAUCUUCCGCAGUUAGUGACCGUCAUCAUAGCCAACGGUGGCGACCCAAUGCUGGGUGACCAAGAUGGCAACAACGUAGUGCAUUACGCCGCGCAGUGCGGCGUCUGCAUGCAGCCGUUACUAGACGCCAUCAAGAAGAACAAAGUGCCGUGUGACCUUAACGCCGUCAACAAAGAAAAACAAACGGCCCUCCACUUAGCCGUGGUCCCCGGGACCGAGCCGGCCGACAUCGAAGCCGCGAAGCAGUCCAUAAGACUGCUCCUCCAACACGGGGCCAGCCACAACGCGCGCGACGCGGAGGGCCGCACGCCGCUCCACCUCACCGCUUACGACGACCGCUUGCCUCUCGCUAGGGUGCUCUUGGACCACAUGCCCGAGAGUGACAUCGAUGCUGUGGACAGCCGUGGCUACACGGCCCUCCAAAUCGUAUGCGGCGGCGAAAUAAGAGAAAACACCAUCGAAUUUAUGAAAUUGCUCAUUGAGAGAAAGGCGGAUCCUUACACAAACGACCAACAUACGGAGUCCGCGUGGAUUUUAUCACGCGACAAACUGGAGCUGCGCGCCGCGCUAGCGGAGCUUCUCGACUGCGACACCGACGUCAAGUCCGAGCCGGAGGAUGAGUACGAGUCGGCCGAUGAAGGGGAUGAGCCGUGCCUGAGCGACCUACCUCUAUACGGCACCGAACUAGCCACUAUGCUAGACAAGUCGGGCGACUGGCGCGUGUUAGCCGCGCGGCUGCGACACCACGCGCUCGCCAACUGGUACGAGAACACGCCCAGCCCCACCCGCACACUGCUCGCGCAGCUGAAGGAAAGCCAGGACAGCACCAUGACCUCGAAGUCUCUGAUGCUGAUACUCGAAGACCUGGGCCUGGUGGAGGCGGCGAAAAUUAUUCGCAAUAGAGCCAGCACUCUCGACUAGACUCCACUUUUAAGGCUUGUAUUAUGUACAAUACUCUCCUUGUCAUUCCGUACUAA